This is a messenger RNA of Electrophorus electricus (electric eel), 816 nucleotides long. RefSeq names its product caudal type homeobox 4 (gene cdx4). Gene Ontology annotation, biological process: anterior/posterior axis specification; animal organ morphogenesis; embryo development. The record is from RefSeq and is a predicted model, not a curated record. Lineage: Eukaryota; Metazoa; Chordata; Actinopteri; Gymnotiformes; Gymnotidae. Gene Ontology annotation, molecular function: DNA-binding transcription factor activity, RNA polymerase II-specific; RNA polymerase II transcription regulatory region sequence-specific DNA binding. Gene Ontology annotation, cellular component: nucleus.
AUGUAUGUGGGAUACCUUUUGGAUAAAGAGGGAAGUAUGUAUCACCAAGGACCCGUACGUCGAUCCGGCAUCAAUCUUCCACCACAGAAUUUUGUUUCCACGCCACAAUAUUCCGAUUUUACUGGAUAUCACCAUGUGCCCAAUAUGGACACGCACGCACAGUCCGCGGGGGCAUGGGGUGCUCCUUACAGCGCGCCGAGGGAAGACUGGGGCGCGUACAGUCUCGGACCUCCAAACACUAUUUCUGCACCCAUGAGCAACUCUUCCCCGGGACAAGUUUCCUAUUGCUCACCUGAUUACAAUUCUAUGCAUAAUCCGGCAUCUGCAGUGCUGCCACCGCCACCUGAAAACAUUUCUAUGGCUCAGCUUUCCCCGGAUAGAGAAAGGCGCAACUCUUAUCAGUGGAUGAGCAAAACCGUCCAGUCUUCUUCGACCGGUAAAACGAGAACAAAGGAGAAAUAUCGAGUGGUAUACACAGACCACCAAAGGCUUGAGCUGGAGAAAGAGUUUCACUUCAAUCGUUACAUCACCAUAAGAAGAAAGUCUGAACUGGCGCUGAACCUAGGCCUUUCAGAGCGACAGGUAAAAAUCUGGUUUCAAAACCGCAGAGCUAAGGAAAGGAAAUUAAUCAAAAAGAAAAUGGGUCAGUCCGAUGGCAGCGGAGGCUCAGUGCACAGCGACCCGGGUUCUGUCAGUCCGCUCCCGGUACCUGGCUCACUGAGCCCGUCAGAUAUACACGGUCCUCUUUACCCACCUCCAGGGUUGAACACCUUACCAUCUAUGAGGAACAUACAGCAAGUAACUGUUACUCAGUGA